Messenger RNA from Capsicum annuum, 1230 nucleotides. Its product is annotated as 50S ribosomal protein L13, chloroplastic. Gene Ontology annotation, cellular component: cytosolic large ribosomal subunit; ribosome. The coding region runs from base 218 to 925 and encodes 235 amino acids. The transcript is spliced from 4 exons. Gene Ontology annotation, biological process: translation; negative regulation of translation. Gene Ontology annotation, molecular function: structural constituent of ribosome; mRNA binding. The record is from RefSeq and is a predicted model, not a curated record. NCBI's taxonomy places the organism in Eukaryota, Viridiplantae, Streptophyta, Magnoliopsida, Solanales, Solanaceae.
CAAAAUUAGAGACCACAAAUAUUAGCUAAACUUAUUCAAUAUUUAAUUUUAUAUAUAAGUUUAAACACCUUUAAAAGCCAUAUCUAAAAUUAGAGACCACAAAUGUUUGAAUUAAGUUAUUAUGGCUAAAAAAAAAAAAUAACUCACCUCACCUGCUAUCCUCUUUUUCUUAUCCACUCUUAACUAUACAGUGCUACAAUUUUCCUGAGAAGCAAGAAUGGCUGUACAAUGCGCUUCAUCUUCUGUAAUAUUUGCCUCACAUUCACCUUCAAAAUCUCUCUCUUCUUCACACAAUAAGACCCUUUUCUUGGGUUUCUCCCUCGUUUCUAAGCCUUCCAUUGUGGUAGCCAACACACAUCGAGCUACUCAAAUUCGUUGCCAAGAAAAGACAGCAGAUCUUAUUCCUCUUGAACAACGAUGGAUGUUUGAAGAAUCUGAUUUCAAUGGCCCUGACAUUUGGAAUAAAACAUGGUAUCCCAAGGCUGCAGACCAUGUGAACACAGACAAAACUUGGUACAUUGUUGAUGCCACCGAUAAAAUUCUUGGAAGAUUGGCAUCAACUAUAGCGAUACAUAUCAGAGGGAAGGAUCUGGCAACAUACACUCCAAGUGUGGACAUGGGUGCAUUUGUAAUAGUGGUUAAUGCUGAGAAGGUUGCUGUAUCUGGGAAGAAGAGGACCCAAAAGCUUUACAGGAGGCACUCAGGGAGACCCGGUGGGAUGAAAGUAGAAACUUUUGAUCAACUUCAACAAAGAAUUCCAGAAAGAAUUAUUGAGCAUGCUGUCCGCGGCAUGCUCCCAAAAGGGAGGCUUGGUAGACAAUUAUUUAACCAUCUUAAAGUGUAUGAGGGUCCAGACCAUCCUCAUGAAGCGCAGAAACCAAUCGAGUUGCCUAUACGAGACAAGAGGAUACAGAUGCAACGGUGAACUCCAGUUAACAUGAAAUGUCAUGGAGAGAUCAGCCUGCAGCUUCUCAUUUCCAAUUUCCAGCCUUUUUUUUUUUGGUUUAACGGGCAUAAACUUCACCAUUUAACACCAUUUCUGCUCCUGUCAUUCACCAUAUACUUUUAAUGCUUUAUUCGGGAGGCUAUCUAAGUACAAGUUAAUUUGCCUCCCUCUUGUCUGUGUAGGUUUGUUAAGCAAAUGAGUAUUCAUCUUCAGGUUUCAGUUUAGUAUGCGAAAUUCACAAUAUUUGAACUCCAUUUGUAGUUAAUACAGGCCGGUUCAGUCCA